Messenger RNA from Scaptodrosophila lebanonensis, 5825 nucleotides. RefSeq names its product 1-phosphatidylinositol 4,5-bisphosphate phosphodiesterase classes I and II (gene Plc21C). Bases 662 to 4663 code for a protein of 1333 amino acids. Gene Ontology annotation, molecular function: calcium ion binding; phosphatidylinositol-4,5-bisphosphate phospholipase C activity. The record is from RefSeq and is a predicted model, not a curated record. NCBI's taxonomy places the organism in Eukaryota, Metazoa, Arthropoda, Insecta, Diptera, Drosophilidae. Gene Ontology annotation, biological process: lipid metabolic process; phosphatidylinositol-mediated signaling. The transcript has 17 exons.
GCGCGCGAGAGAGCGGCACUCUCUUCAGUAGCAGCAGCAGCAGCAGCAAUAACAACAACAAUUGUCAAGCUUUGCGCCUCCAGAGGGUUGUAAAUAGCUGUUGUUGUUGCUGUUGCUGUUGUUCUUGUUGUUGUUGUUGUGGUGGUGGUGGUGGCAGCAACCGUUUUGUUGUUCUUCCAGCUGCCCAUAGGCGGCCUCCAACUUGACACUUGAGAGCCUUUCUAAUUUUUCAGCUACUGGGAUGCAACGCACGCAGCCUGCAUUUUAAUCAAGCUCGCAAAAUGCAGCAAAUAAGCCGUGCCACAGACACAAGGGCGCACUAAUUGAAGCGCGCAAGGCUUGCGAGUGCACGAGGGGAAGAGGGGAAGAGGAGAAGAGGGAGGAAGAGAAGACACAAAACACGGAAACGCCGCCACAGCAAAUGGCGUCAUUUGUAUGCAAAACGUCAGCUACGGAAAUGCAGCGCAACUGCUAAAAGCUUUUCAGCAGUUGGAGCAGCAAAAGGAGAGUAUCAGGAGCAGAAUCAGAGCAGCAGAGUAGCAACAACAACGCCAGCUACUUGUGAGUAGCAUCUCGACCAGACGCCCAAAACUAACAGCAGACAAACAAGCACACAAACACGCGCACACACAAAAAGGCCAGAGCUAAUAGCUGAUUCAAGAUGACGAGCGCAAGCGGCACUUAUAUAUCCACAGCCAGUGUGGAGGUGCCCCAAGCGCUCCAGGAUGGCGAGAAGUUCCUCAGAUGGGAUGAUGACUCUGGAACUGGCACACCGGUGACAAUGCGGGUCGAUGCCAAAGGCUUCUUUCUUUAUUGGGUCGAUCAGAAUAAUGAGCUGGACAUAUUGGAUAUAGCGACCAUACGGGAUGUGCGCACGGGACAAUAUGCUAAAAAGCCAAAGGAUGCUAAGCUGCGCCAAAUUGUGACAAUGGGGCUGCAGGACACGCUGGAGGAGAAGACGGUCACCAUUUGUCAUGGUUCGGAUUUUGUCAAUAUGACUUUUGUGAACUUUUGCUGCACCAAACGAGACAUUGCGCAGCUCUGGUCCGACGGCCUUAUCAAAUUGGCCUACAGUCUGGCCCAACUGAACGGAUCGGCGAUUAUGUUUCUGCAGAAGGCGCACACAAAGCUCUGUCUGCAGGUGGACAAGAGUGGACGAAUACCAGUGAAAAACAUCAUUAAACUUUUUGCGCAGAAUAAAGAGGAUCGUAAACGUGUCGAGAAGGCGCUGGACGUGACCGGCUUGCCAUCGGGCAAAGUCGAUAGUAUAGCGGUGUCGAAAUUUCAAUUUGAAGACUUUUACAAUUUGUACAAAUAUCUGACGCAGCGUUCGGAAGUCGAACGUCUGUUCGAUAGCAUUGUCGGGAAUUCGAAACGCAAAUGCAUGUCGAUUGCACAGCUUGUGGAGUUUUUGAAUAAAACCCAGCGCGAUCCACGCCUGAAUGAAAUACUCUAUCCAUAUGCGAAUCCUGCACGGGCCAAGGAGCUGAUACAACAAUACGAGCCCAACAAGUUCAAUGCACAAAAGGGACAACUUAGUUUGGAUGGCUUCUUGAGGUAUCUCAUGGGCGACGACAACCCAAUAAUGGCGCCCAACAAACUCGAUCUGUGCGAUGACAUGGAUCAGCCGAUGUCGCACUACUUUAUUAAUUCCUCACACAACACAUACCUAACGGGACAUCAGCUGACUGGCAAAUCGUCGGUGGAAAUAUAUAGGCAAUGCCUAUUGGCCGGUUGCAGAUGCGUGGAGUUGGACUUUUGGAAUGGGCGCACCGAGGAGCCAGUCAUUGUGCAUGGCUAUACGUUUGUGCCCGAAAUAUUCGCCAAGGAUGUGUUGGAGGCGAUUGCAGAGAGCGCAUUUAAAACAUCCGAAUACCCUGUGAUAUUAAGUUUUGAAAAUCACUGCAAUCCCAGGCAACAGGCCAAGAUUGCCAACUAUUGCCGCGAAAUCUUUGGCGAAAUGCUGCUGGACAAGCCGCUCGAUGCGUAUCCACUGGAACCCAAUGUCGAUUUGCCACCUCCGGCCCAGCUGCGACGCAAGAUCAUUAUCAAGAAUAAGAAGAAGCACCAUCAUCACCAUCACCACCAUCAUCACAAGAAGGCUGGCCAAGGAACGCAAGCUGCCAAUAAACUGAUGGCGGCCAACUCAGUGGAUGCCGCAGCCAAAGCCUCAGCAGCAGCCGCAGCUCUGACGGCAGCCAACAAUGGGCAACAAGUUGCAGCACAUGAAGAUGUUGUUGCUGGAGGACGCACAAUGGCAAGCGCCGCAAAUGGUGACAUCGUUAGCGGAACGGGCGGAGGACAUGCGCCGCCAUUGCAACAAAUACGCCAGAGCUCGAAGGACAGCACCGGCUCCUCCGAUUCGGACAGCUCAAGCGAUGACGAAUCCCUGCCCAAUACAACGCCCAAUCCGCCAAGCGGCAACGAGCCCCCACCGGAGAAGGCCCAAAAGGAGACGGAGGCGGGCGCUGAGAUCUCCGCGCUGGUCAACUAUGUACAGCCCAUACACUUUAGUUCGUUCGAGAAUGCAGAGAAGAAGAAUCGCUGCUACGAGAUGUCCUCGUUCGAUGAGAAGCAAGCCACUACGCUCCUGAAGGAGCGUCCCAUAGAGUUUGUCAACUAUAACAAGCAUCAGCUGUCGCGUGUCUAUCCGGCGGGCACUCGAUUCGACAGCUCCAAUUUCAUGCCCCAACUAUUCUGGAAUGCUGGCUGCCAAUUGGUGGCGCUGAACUUUCAAACCCUCGACCUGGCCAUGCAGCUGAAUCUGGGCAUUUUCGAAUACAACCUACGCUGUGGUUACCUGCUAAAGCCCGAGUUCAUGCGUCGCUCUGAUCGACGCUUAGAUCCGUUUGCCGAAAGCACGGUGGAUGGCAUUAUAGCGGGCACGGUCUCCAUCACUGUACUGUCCGGCCAAUUUCUCACCGACAAACGAGUCAACACGUUCGUGGAGGUGGACAUGUAUGGACUGCCCGCGGACACUGUGCGCAAGAAGUUUCGCACCAAGACAGUGCGGGACAAUGGCAUGAAUCCCGUGUACGAUGAGGAGCCGUUCGUUUUCAAGAAGGUCGUGCUACCCGAGCUGGCUAGCAUUCGCAUUGCAGCCUAUGAGGAGGGCGGCAAGUUGAUUGGACAUCGUGUGCUGCCCGUCAUUGGCCUAUGUCCCGGCUACAGACACGUUAAUCUGCGUAGUGAAGUGGGCCAACCCAUCGCCCUAGCCUCGCUCUUUCUGUGCGUGGUCGUCAAGGACUAUGUGCCCGAUGACUUGUCCAACUUUGCCGAGGCGCUGGCCAAUCCCAUCAAGUAUCAGAGCGAGCUGGAGAAGCGCGACAUACAGCUGUCGGUGCUGACAGAUGAGACAGAUCCCGUGACCGCCGAUGAGGAUAUGUCGAAGUCAUUCGUUUUCGUUCAAGUAGGUGGCCAGAAGAAGGAGCUGCGUCCCGUGGAGUCAAUCGCCAUCUCGCCAAAGCAUCGAGCCAGCAUUUCGGCAGCGGCCGCCAUGAGCGUGGAGGCUCCUAGCGAUCGCACCGAUGCCGGCGGCGGUGGCGACAAUGUCUCCAUUGUGGCCCCCAGCAUUCAGCAUCAGCACUCCCUGGAUCAAUCUGUAAGCAUUUCCAUACGUCAAGUCGAGUCCUCGCAGUUCGAUGUGGAUCUGGUUAUAGCCGAGCCGCUGGAGAAGUUGUUGGACCACAAAUCAGUGAAGGAGAAGCGAUUGGAAAUGGAGAAGAAACUGGAGUCGCUGCGCAAGAAGCACGACAAGGAGAAGGUGAAGAUCGCUGGCCAAAAAAUGAGUCCCCUUGAUGGCGGCAAGAAGCCCAAAUUUGCCAUAACCAACAAGCUGGUGAAGCGUUUGAGCAACAAGAGUCUUAAUUGUCUUUCUUCAAACAGCGAACCGGGCGUCGAAGUGCCGCCCUGCCCCCUGGAUCUGGGCGAUAGCAGCGAGGACAGCGCAGGGGGCGAUGCAGAUGCAGCAGCGUCGGGUGCCAGCAGCCUUGAGGGCACCAAUCAGGCGCGACUGCUGAGCGCGUGCCGUGAAUACACGGCCCAGUACCGCGAACUGCAGGAGAAGUAUCAUGAGGCCAUUUAUGCGGCCGCCGAGAAGGUGCUCAAGAACUCGCAAACUAGUCAAAUGAAACAGUUGAAGGCAUCGCUGGACAAGGUCACCGAAGAGGUGAUGCAUCAGCUGCAGGAGGCGCGACGCAAUGAAGUCAAGAAUCUGGCAGCGAUACAUAGGGAUCGCGACGAGCUGGUCAGAAUGAAACGCGAAGUGGCCAGCUCUGUGGUGGAGCGAGGAGUGGCCGAGCGUACGCGUCUGAAGCAGACCUAUGAGAAGCGCACGGACGAACUUCAAAAGCAACACGAUUUUGUGCGCAAUGCUUUGGCCGAACAUCGCUCCAAGGCUCGUCAAAUACUCGACAAGGAUGCUGAAUCUCGUAGCUGUGUAUCGAGCAAUGGUUUUCUGGUGCUCUUUCACGGACCGCAUCAUCACGGCUGUUCGGCAGCAAGCACCGUAGGCCCAGCCUCGGGAAACAAUCUCACACUAAACAUUGAUGGUGCCGCUUUGGGUGGCGGUGGCGGCGUUGGCGUUGGCGGACUGGGUGCUACGGCUAUAUCGCCAGCCAGGUCACACAAUAGCAUUGUUGCGCCGUCAGAAAUGAAAACGUAAAUGCAUUUGUGAGAUCGUUGUCGCCAUGCCCCAGGUCUAACCUCCAGGUGUAUCUCUCAGUAUUUGCGCGACAGUUGUUGUUUUAAAGUCUCUUUAAUUGUAGCGUUAAGCGAGUGCUUUGCACGGCACCCAACUAUAUUUAUAGUGUUAUCGUAGCGCCUAAGUCGAGGUUAACUUUACGAAAGGUAACUGGGAAAAGCCCAACCGAGUUUUUCUUACUGAUCAAAUUAGCUGUAGCUCUGUCUAUCUCCAAUUCUCUGAUUCUAUCUCUGCAAAUGAGUACGCAAACUGUCUGUACUCGUGUGUACGAGUAUGUGUACUAUAUAUUACGAUAAUGCAACUGUCGGUGUAUUUAAUAUACAUAUACUUAUAUUAUAUACUUAGUAUGUGAAGAUAUAUAUGCAUAUAUACUAUACAUAGAUAUCUAUAAUAACGUACGAGAUGUCUGUACGAACCGUGCGGUUUCUUCCUAUCUGAAAACUCUUCGCUGAAACUCUGAGUGUCUAACUUAUUAAGCAUAAUUUAUUUUUUUAACAAACAAAACAAAAACAAGACAAACAAAAAUUUAACAACAAACUGUGCGCAUGCGUCGCAGCCAAAGCAGCCGGACGAGCUCGAAUGCAAUGAAUAUUUUGAUUAUGAAUUAAGUAUUUUCGGAGCUAUGGAGUAAUACCAUAUUUAUUUUCCUCUGGCUGCGUCCCAUGCCUCGGUUCUACUAUUAAAUGUGGUUGUGUGUAGUACUUCUAUAUCGAUUUAUUUAAACUACUAUGUCGCAUAAUUUAUAUUAUUUUAAUGCUAUUGUAUUUAGUUCAAGCUUAAUUUGUAACUGCAAACUGCAAACUACGAACACGCCUCAUGCACGCACAAACAAGAAAUGGGCUGCUCAAUUGUAUCGUAAGUUGUAAGUAAGUUGUCGAUGAUGGAUAGAAUCUCGUGGGCAAUCGGAGAAGCCCAAAGCAAUGCGCACACCCGAGUUUAGGCCAACGGUUAGUCAAAUUAGUUUUGUUGGUUUAGGCCUUACUAUACUGUACCUACAUACAUAUCUAUUUAUUUCUUGGUUUUAGUCACUAUUUUUAUUUAGUUUUUAAUUUAAAGCUGAUGUUAAUUUUACACUUACCUUCUUGGUCCCUCUAAUAAAGUCUCUGUCGAAUGUUUUCCAAUG